UUCCAAGGUGAACUGGACAAUAGUGGGCUGCCAGAGGGAUGGCUGCUAUGUGACUGUAGAUGCAAAAAUUAUAAAGAGGGAUGGGUGAUGCUGCUGCAGGGCAGGGCAAAUCCACCAAAAGAGUGAAGCGGGUGAAUCAGUGUCCCAAUCCAUUAUUUGAGAAAUGGCUCUUCGAGUGGAAGGCAGAGGCCGAAGCAAAGAAUUCCAAUCUUCAGUACACAUUUGCGAAGGCAUUGCAGUCUCUUCGCAAAUAUCCCCUUGUACUGAAGUCUGGGCGGGAAUGCAAAAUCCUGGAUAAUUUUGGAGAUAAACUGUGCUCCAUGAUUGAUAACAAGCUGGCUAAACAUAUUCAGCAGCAUGGUUCAAUAGAAAGUGGCAUCUUGUCAAAAAAUCAAGAACAGUCAGAUGUGGUACCAGUGGAUGAACCCAGGAGGAAAACUCCUUCCCAAGAACAGCCUGAUGAUUUGCCCAAGUCCAAGAUGCAUAUGACGCGGAGACCACGAGAUUAUGUCCCUGCCAAGAGGUCUGGUGCAUAUGCCAUAUUGAUUGCCAUGUACAAGACCAGUGCCCAAGAUGGAUAUCCUGGUUACGUGAAAAAACAAGACUUGGUGAAUGCAGCGCAACCAUAUGCAGACAGAUCCUUUACACAGCCUGAUGCAGGCUCCUUCUAUACAGCUUGGAACUCAAUGUCAACAUUGACCAAGAAGGGUCUUGUCACAAAAGAAGGUUCUCCUGCUAGGUUUUGUCUCAGUGAGAGUGGAGCUGAGUUGGCAGCAAAGCUCAUCCAUGCUGAGGAACACAGUGAUGUGAUACCCGGGGGAAAAUGCCUUCUACCCACCAAGGAUGGGGCCUUAUCCUCCAACAGAGUGGAAACUCCAAAUGGAGGCACAAAGAAUAUCCUUGAAAUUUCAUGCCCAUCUUCUUCUACUGCUGCUUCUCCCUUAUCCAGUCCCAUGAAGGGAGGAAGGACUGUAGAGAUGCCAGUUGCUGGCACUGCUCAUUUACAAAUCCUGUCAUCUCAGCCAUCCACCCCAAAUAAUACCCCUAGUCUUGCAGUUGCAGAUACAUUCACCACAAGUCAGAUUCCUGAGGAACUGAAGUAUAUCUAUGUGAAUGAACAAGGUGGAGAAGAAACCCUGAAGGAUAGAGCAAAAGUGCUUGUGGAUGAUGAUGAUGAGGGCAUAGAUGAUUUGCCUGACAUUGAGCUGCUGGAAGCCGAUGAAGAAGCAACCAAUAUGACCUCUGAUGCACCUUUUCCUGACACUGGUGGUCAGCAAUCUGCUUCAGAAGAGAAGGAGAAUGAAAUGCCAUUGUCACUGAGCCAAGCCAGCAGUGGAAGUGAUGGACUAGCUCCAUCCCUUUGGAGUAGCAGAUGGAAGAAGGAUGAUUGCCUUUCUUCAUCUCAGAAUAGUUCCUGUAGUUCUUCUGCAGCCAGCAACAUUCCAGCCUUUUCCCUCCCUCCUGGUUCCUUUGAUGUCAUUCUCUGUGUAGACACUGGAGAGGCUCAGACUAAGAAAUUCAAGGAGCUCCAGGGACAACUCUUAUCUGGGCUUAGAAAGAACCGUGUACCUUUUGAAGUGCGGAAGCUUCACCUGGGAGACUUUGCUUGGAUUUGCCAAGAAAGGCAGGUCCCAAUAAGUCUAACACAGCUAAAGCCUCCCCCUGGUCGAGAACUUGUGCUUCCAUAUGUGGUAGAGCGGAAACGUAUGGAUGAUCUUGCAUCAAGCAUCAAGGAUGGACGAUUCCAUGAGCAAAAGCAUCGACUUAGGGAAUGUGGCCUGCAGCCAAUUUAUCUGGUUGAAAGCUUUGGCCGUCGAGGUGCUGAGGGAUACUGUGGUGGUCUUCCAGAGGCUACCCUAGAGCAAGCAAUUUUCAACACACAAUUUAUUGAUGGGUUCAUGGUGAAGAGGACAUGUGAUGCAGAUCAUACACUCAUGUACCUCACUCUCAUGACACGAUUUCUCACAAAACAGUAUCAGAACAUGUUUAUUGAAAGCUGUUCAGUGGAAGACCUUCAGCCAAUGAGUGGCACCAUAAUCACCAAACUUCUACCCUUCCAGUCUUUCAAUGCCAUCAACAGGAAACAGAAAAAGUUGAACCUGAGGGACAUGUUUGCAAAGCAGCUGAUGCAACUGCAUGGGAUGUCAGCUCACAAGGCCAAAGCAAUUGUGGACACCUACCCAACUCCAAAAGCCCUCAUUCUGGCCUACAGAGAAUGUUCUUCUUCUGUUGAACAAGAGAAGCUUCUGGCAAAUCUCAAGUGGGGCCCAAAUAACCGAAGGAUAGGCCCAGUCUUGUCCAGGGCUUUAUCAUUCUGUGAUUCCAUUGGGGGGUGCCUUCAUCAUGCAUGUGUACUUGAUGCAGACAUAGCAUUGCAGCAAGGAGUGAGGCAUGCCCUUUCUCUGGCCAUGGGGAUGCGGAGGUGUCGCUGGAGGCAUUUGAUCCUCCUCCUAGUUGUAUUGGUGGUUCUACUGCAACUUGUGCAUCUCAUUCUCAUCAGUCGUCUUGUGUCCACAGAUUCUUCAUCUCAAUGGAUCACUACACUAGCUCUCCCAAUACUUCUUUCUCAGGGACAAGAGGAAGAAAGGUUGCUGGCUGCUUUACGUCGUCGUACCAUCCUCGAUGGGAGUGGUGAAUAUGUGAUAGCACAGAAUCUUGUUAUGCCAUCCUCAAAACUUGAGCUUCAUGACCUAAGUCUGGUCACCCAGUGUUCUAUGGUAUACCUGCAUUACCUCAUUGACUUAGCUAAUGCCUGGAAGGGUCCCUUGUCUGUAGCAGUUUUUGCUCAAGGGCAUGAGUUUCCCAGGGUCAUACAAAUGAUUGCUAGUCUUCAGCGGUGCUCGCCUGCAAUUGCAGCCAAUGCCUCAUUCCAUCUAGUCGCACCUGUAUCUGUAGACUUCCAGCAGAUUCCUGCCUUAUCUGGGCAGUCGAUCCCUUGUGCUGAUCUCCGUUUGCUUAAUGGAAACAUAACCAGUUACAACCAUCCAGUGCCAUAUCCAAACAAUCUCUUGAGAAAUGUGGCCCGCUCAUCUGUCAGGGCUCAGUACUUCUUGGUUUUGGACAUUGACCUCAUGCCCAGUGCUGGAUUGCAGGAACAAUUUCUUGCCUUUGCCAAUAAGAGGGGGCUGUUUGGAGGGAAAGAGAAGACUGUUUAUGUUGUUCCUGCAUUUGAGGCUGAUGAUCAUGUCCCUCUUCCUGUGACUAAUAAGGGAGAGCUUCUAACUUGGUGGAAGCAUGGCUUGGUGCGGCCCUUUUAUUCAAAGGUGUGCUGGAAGUGCCAGGAGCACACAGACUACAAGAAUUGGAUGCUUGCUGAUCAUGGUGAAGAAUUGGAGCCAGCCUAUGAAGUAUUCUGGAAAGAUCCUUGGGAACCUUUUUAUAUUGGACACAUAUCUGUGCCUGAUUAUGAUGAGAGGUUUCGUCAAUAUGGUUUCAAUAGAAUCAGCCAGGUGUGUGAGCUGCAUGUUGCAGGGUACAGUUUCACUGUCCUCAGCAAUGCAUUCCUUAUUCAUCGAGGUUUCAAGCACAGGACAUCAUUUCAUUCCUCCAAAGACGAAGAGCAAGAGCAUAAUCGAGAAUUAUAUCGGGCAUUCAAAAGCUCCCUCAAACUCAAGUACCCAGACUCUUCUCGGCGAUGUUACUGAUGCAUGCUCUUGCAUCAUCUAUCAUUCAAAAUACUUGGAUGAUGUGUAUACUUGCUUUAGUUUUGAAAUCUUGAAUGAUGCUAUGGGAAAAUCUGAAGGAGAACUGGUG
Molecule: messenger RNA, 3753 nt
Organism: Darwinula stevensoni
Lineage: Eukaryota; Metazoa; Arthropoda; Ostracoda; Podocopida; Darwinulidae
Source: the annotation of a GenBank genome assembly